Theobroma umbraticum is the source of this 1560-nucleotide messenger RNA. NCBI's taxonomy places the organism in Eukaryota, Viridiplantae, Streptophyta, Magnoliopsida, Malvales, Malvaceae. The record is from RefSeq and is a predicted model, not a curated record.
CACGGAAGUCACCUGAUUUGGCGACAAAUAGAGGGCCGAAACCACCCACAAACACAAGCCGCUCUCUCUCUUUCAUUCCUUUUUUGGUUUCAAAAUUGCUUCAACCAAUUUCAAAACAAAAUCUUGUCUCUCUCCCACUGUUCUCAUACCUUAUAAGCAAACCAAAAGAAGAAGACCCACACUUAUUAAAACCCAAAACCCAGAACGGUAAUCAAAUUUAUUUGUAAAACCUCUGUUCCCCAUUUUAGUUUUCUUCUACUUUCCUCGUAUUUUUAUUUUUAUUUUUUUAAGAAGACAGAAAGGAAGAAGCGCGCGCGAAAGGGAGAGAUAGGAAUUGAUGGGUCGGCCUCCGAGUAAUGGUGGCCCUGCCUUUCGUUUCACCCCAACUGAGGUUGCGGAGAUGGAAACGAUUCUCCAAGAGCACCAAAAUCAAAUGCCAGUUCGGGAGAUCCUUGUAAGUCUUGCGGAGAAGUUCAGUGAGUCAGCUGAUCGGAAAGGGAAGAUUGUUGUGCAAUUUAAGCAAGUAUGGAAUUGGUUCCAAAAUAGGCGCUAUGCAAUAAGGGCAAAAUCAAGUAAGGUUCCUGGGAAGUUAAAUAUAACAUCUAUGCCUCGAGAUGAUGUAAAUCCUGUGAGAACUGUGCCUCAGCCCAUUGCUGCUCCCAUGCCUCCCCCUAUGACUGCUCCAAUGCCUGUUGCUAUGCCUGCUUCUACAGUUCCAGGUGCGGGAAGGCCUACGUCAGAACAUUCUUAUAUGGAAUUCGAAGCUAAAUCUUCAAGGGAUGGUGCAUGGUAUGAUGUUUCAACGUUUUUGGCCCAUAGAUAUUUGGACACAGGUGAUCCGGAAGUACAGGUUCGGUUUGCUGGUUUUGGACCAGAGGAGGAUGAGUGGGUUAACAUUCGCAAGCAUGUCAGGCAACGUUCGCUCCCAUGUGAAGCAUCUGAGUGUGUUGCAGUUCUUCCCGGGGACCUUAUACUUUGUUUUCAGGUGGAUUUCCACUUGCAAUUGCCAAGCAAUGAUGGCAUUCAAGAAAUUGUACCUUUGAGGAAGGUUUGCCGUCGGCCUGAAACUGAUUACAGGUUGCAGCAACUGCAUGCCUCCAAUGACUCGGCAUCCACCGAUCAGCAGAAAACUAGCACAGAUCCUUCUACAGCAACUGCACCAAGGGUUAUAAGUUCACCGACUGAGACAAUGCUGAAGCAGCAGAAUCCUGAUGCAUCCAGGACAGCCCCAGUUUCACAUGCUAAUGUUUCUGUCGCUGCACAAACUACAAAUCCAGAAUCCAAAAAUACUGGGACCAUGACUACCAAUAUAACCAAUCCGGUAGCCAGCAAUCCUGGAAUUUCCCCAAGUGGUGCUGUGUUCGCUAGUAGCAUUGCUGUGGGCACUGCUACUGGUGGCUUUGGUCAAAACAUGCAGGAAGGAAAGUAGUGGGUUAAUCUGAUAGCCAUGUUAUCUUCUUUUGCUGAGUUGUUAACUGAGCUUCAGUUACAAGUUAUCUUUUUCAUCUCCUUUACAAUUUUUGAUAAGCAAUAUUAUGGCUAUAGUAAUCCUUUCAGCUA